Messenger RNA from Suillus fuscotomentosus, 1239 nucleotides. RefSeq lists its product as uncharacterized. The record is from RefSeq and is a predicted model, not a curated record. Bases 1 to 1239 code for a protein of 412 amino acids. NCBI's taxonomy places the organism in Eukaryota, Fungi, Basidiomycota, Agaricomycetes, Boletales, Suillaceae. The transcript has 4 exons.
AUGUCUGGACCGCUCCGCCUGAAACUCAACUGUAUUGUCUUGGGCGAUAAUCCUCGCCGUAUUUUCCCGGUCGACAUUGAGCGGACGGAGAUUGUUGGUGACCUCAAAGAGGUCAUCAAAGACAAGAAAAGGCCAGAGUUUGACCAUAUUGCCACUGACCGUCUUGAGCUAUGGAAGGUCGACCUGCCCGUCGACGAGAUGAUUGAGCACAAUCUCAACAAUCUUACACUGGACCCAACGAAAUCCCUAUCACCUGUGGAUGAAAUGGUAGAGAUUUUCCCCGAUGCUCCUCCGCGCAAGUAUCUGCAUAUUAUUAUCCAAUGCCCGCCUGCCGUGUCUUCCGGACCGCUCCACCUGAAACUUAACUGCAUUGUCUUCGGCGAUGAUUCUCGCCAUAUUUUCCCAGUCGACAUUGAGCGGACGAAGACUGUCGGUGACCUCAAAAAUGUUAUCAAGGUCGCCAAGAAGCCAGAGUUUGACCAUGUUGCCGCCGACCGUCUUGAGCUAUGGAAGGUCAAGAUCAAUUUGAAUGAUAUAGACUUACGGAACGCGAUCAUAGACGGCGGCGUCGAGCUGCACCCGUUAACCGAGCUGUCUGAUGUGUUUGCGGAUGGAAUAGAGCGCGGAUGCAUUCAUAUCGUCGUAAAACAUCCUGCCGUUGCACGACAAAUUCCAGCUGUUGAUCGGCGAAUCGCUUAUCUCAAGAAGGGCGCGGGUAGUCCGUCGGCCGGUGCAAAACCAUCUGCAUUCUCAACCAAGCAGGACCAGCCAGAGUACCUUUGCAACCGUCCUAGCAGAGCCGCGGACCCUGUUCCCAUUACUCUUCUCGAGCCUAUCUUCGCCGAGUUCGUGGAUGAUUGUCAAAAGUAUGAACCAACUGUCCACGAUAACGACUUUGUUUUGCAACUUUCAGAAAAGAUGGCCUCCUUCUAUCCCAAUGAGCUUGCGCGGAUGAAUACAUUCCGGCAAGUGCUCCGUGACUAUGGUAUUAUACUCAAUGCUUCUAUGGUUGGCUCGACCGGAUGUACGACGGACGGACAUAUUUUGUCUACCAACGGACAGUUUGUGCUGAUGAUAAUUGAGGGGAAGAACGAGAUCGGAAGUGGCACUGCCGAACCAUUCAUGGAGGCGAUGUUGUACUACCGCAAGUUUAUGGAAGACUUGAAGAUUGAGAUGGCGAGGCUCUGGUCUUUCAUUCCAUGCAUCCAUAUUAUUAACGGUUCUCAAAGUCGAACGUAG